This is a messenger RNA of Sphaeroforma arctica JP610, 1554 nucleotides long. RefSeq lists its product as hypothetical. Bases 359 to 1306 code for a protein of 315 amino acids. The transcript is spliced from 2 exons. Gene Ontology annotation, cellular component: nucleus. NCBI's taxonomy places the organism in Eukaryota, Ichthyosporea, Ichthyophonida. Gene Ontology annotation, biological process: regulation of transcription by RNA polymerase II. The record is from RefSeq and is a predicted model, not a curated record. Gene Ontology annotation, molecular function: DNA-binding transcription factor activity, RNA polymerase II-specific.
GGCGGGCUUUGUCCUCAAAAGACAUCGUGUGUGCAGAAUCGCAGACGGCGGAUCAGUAAAGAUUUUUACAUGUCCCUCUCUCGAUAGAGAAGACGGGCGCUCUCUGAGAACAUCGAUCUUUUCUAGUACAGGGGAAAUAUAAAGAUCACACUUGUAGCAGGCAUACAUCACCCCUGGCGAGACGUAGAGUGUUACUCGCUAUCAUGCCUUUGCCACGCCUCACUUCUCUCCCGCAGUGGAACUCUGCGGAGCCUCUAUCGAAGGAAUUCAACCAAUUUUCACCCGGAGAAGUGUUGAUGAAUAUGAAACAACAGUUUAUGCCUGAUGCAGCCAAACCAAACCAGCUGACUUGCAACUCAUGGAAAUGCUUAAUAGUCUAUCGUCUCUGUACGACGAGCAUGGAUGUCCGAUGUUAGUACUGAUGAAAUACGACGACGUUGCGGAAUGCAUUCUGUUUGAGGUGGUAGCCGUGCGCCGGCGUGAGAAUGGGGAGCCCAUCUUGCAAGUGAAUUGGGGCAAGCAUACCAAAAGUAGCUCAAAUCUGGAUGCAGUGUUUGCACUUAUCAGUGAAGCCACGAGAAACAACAGACUGGUGCCCAUGACAGUGGAGAGGUCUGAGCUAGAACUGUGUGCGCAAGUGCUGGAAGAGAACCAGACCACUCGGAAAGAGUACACAUUACCCGCACCGUCGGAGUCUUACCAGUAUGCCAGUUACUUCACGGUACGAUACGCACCAGACAUGGUAGAUACCAAAGCUGUCACCAAAACAAAGCUGAAGUGUGUUAUGUGUGGUAAGAAGCGUCCCAAGCGUUGUUCGAAGUGUUCGAGCGUACAGUACUGCUCGGUCGUGUGCCAACAUGCUCAUUGGAAGGCCGGACACAAGGACGUGUGCAAUAAGUCUUCUGGAGAUAGUGGGCAACCCUCCGCGACAUCAAGCAACCCUGCAGGUGAUGCAGAUAGUGUUCUGAUAGACUCCCAGCAAGAGGGGCAGUACGGAACAACGUUCUUGACUGUCACAGGUGUCGCCUCUCACUAUAAGACGGGAUCCAUACCUCACAAUGUGCACGGCGACAGCGAAUUUCUGGUCAAGAUACAGAUCUGCAUGAUGCAAGGGGGACCGAUGAUGAUGUAUGACGAAACCAAGAGCUUCACUCGCAGUAUCGAGAUGAACGAGCCGGGUGCGAAGGAGCUUUUCAAAGUGGUCGAUCAGUAUGGUGCCAUGAAGUUGUACAUGAAGCCAAAGAGGGAGGGCAAGUAUUUCAGGAUCUUUUUGAAGUCUCUACCGUCGCAACGCCAGCCGUGGUGAUUGAUGCUGUGGUAAUCUUAUGUUGAGUAUAGUCGAUUAGAAAAUUUCGGCUGGAUAUCACAUAUUUAUAUCUAUAUAUAUAUAUAUAUACUCAUUGUAUGGCUCUUCAGAUUGAUGUCGCCUGCGAAAGAUGUGAAAUUCGUCCACAAGAAUGUCGCAUGUUUUGCAGAGACUCAAGAAAAAAUACAUAGGAACAUUUUAUUAUUUGCGACAAAGUGGCAGUGUUCACAAAUAAAAAGCAUUCAGUG